Molecule: messenger RNA, 516 nt
Organism: Penicillium verhagenii
Lineage: Eukaryota; Fungi; Ascomycota; Eurotiomycetes; Eurotiales; Aspergillaceae
Product: cytochrome b5-like heme/steroid binding domain-containing protein
Exons: 1
Coding region: 1-516 (171 amino acids)
Cellular component (GO): membrane; intracellular membrane-bounded organelle
Molecular function (GO): heme binding
Source: RefSeq, a predicted model, not a curated record
AUGUCUGAAUCAUUCACCCCGGCCGAUGUUGCCGCUCACAACAACGCCGACAAGGGCUUGUACAUCAUUGUCGAUAACAGUGUGUACGACGUAACCAAAUUUGUCGACGAACACCCUGGAGGCGCAAAGAUCUUGAAGCGUGUCGCUGGAAAGGAUGCAUCCAAGCAAUUUUGGAAGGUAAACAUACUCAUCUGGAACAUCUUCAUGUUCUACGCGCCAUCAAACCAAUACAGUGAGGGCGAGUCAAGGCUAAUUCCAUUCUCCUUCAUAGUACCACAACGAGUCCGUAUUGAAGAAGUACUCGCCCAAGCUGAAGAUUGGAGAAGUCAAGGAGGCCGCCAAGUUGUAAUUCGAAUCUACUUCGCCACUACCACCGUGAACAAACAUUACGCCUUGAAAGGAAAUCUCCGUCUUUUCCUUCUGUAUCCGUGUGAUCGGGACAUCUCCGAAGAUCAGCCAACAACGCGGAGAACGCCGAUCGUUGGGGCCCUUCCUCCCGCGCUCUACAUACAUUGA